This is a messenger RNA of Sorghum bicolor (sorghum), 1548 nucleotides long. Its product is annotated as probable cinnamyl alcohol dehydrogenase. Lineage: Eukaryota; Viridiplantae; Streptophyta; Magnoliopsida; Poales; Poaceae. The transcript is spliced from 4 exons. Gene Ontology annotation, biological process: lignin biosynthetic process. The record is from RefSeq and is a predicted model, not a curated record. Gene Ontology annotation, molecular function: zinc ion binding; cinnamyl-alcohol dehydrogenase activity. Bases 192 to 1289 code for a protein of 365 amino acids.
UCACGCAUUUUUUUCCUACCAAAAAGACAGGCGCACUAGUUGUCGCGCGGCUUUCUUUCCCGAAGGCUGAGCCGGGCUCGUCCGUCUCCAUCGCCCACCCUCUCGGCCUCUCCAGGCCGCCGCCGGCUCCGUCGUCGUGUUCCCCGACGCCCGUAGCGUUCGACCGCGGCCAGUCCCAGUCCAAGAGGAGAAUGGGGAGCCUGGCGUCCGAGAGGAAGGUGGUCGGCUGGGCCGCCAGGGACGCCACCGGACACCUCUCCCCCUACACCUACACCCUCAGGAACACAGGCCCUGAAGAUGUGGUGGUGAAGGUGCUCUACUGUGGAAUCUGCCACACGGACAUCCACCAGGCCAAGAACCACCUCGGGGCUUCAAAGUACCCUAUGGUCCCUGGGCACGAGGUGGUCGGUGAGGUGGUGGAGGUCGGGCCCGAGGUGAGCAAGUACGGCGUCGGCGACGUGGUAGGCGUCGGGGUGAUCGUCGGGUGCUGCCGCGAGUGCAGCCCCUGCAAGGCCAACGUUGAGCAGUACUGCAACAAGAAGAUCUGGUCCUACAACGAUGUCUACACUGACGGCCGGCCCACGCAGGGCGGCUUCGCCUCCACCAUGGUCGUCGACCAGAAGUUUGUGGUGAAGAUCCCGGCGGGUCUGGCGCCGGAGCAAGCGGCGCCGCUGCUGUGCGCGGGCGUAACGGUGUACAGCCCGCUAAAGGCCUUUGGGCUGACGGCCCCGGGCCUCCGCGGUGGCAUCGUGGGCCUGGGCGGCGUGGGCCACAUGGGCGUGAAGGUGGCGAAGGCCAUGGGCCACCACGUGACGGUGAUCAGCUCGUCGUCCAAGAAGCGCGCGGAGGCGAUGGACCACCUGGGCGCGGACGCGUACCUGGUGAGCACGGACGCGGCGGCCAUGGCGGCGGCCGCCGACUCGCUGGACUACAUCAUCGACACGGUGCCCGUGCACCACCCGCUGGAGCCCUACCUGUCGCUGCUGAGGCUGGACGGCAAGCACGUGCUGCUGGGCGUCAUCGGCGAGCCCCUCAGCUUCGUGUCCCCGAUGGUGAUGCUGGGGCGGAAGGCCAUCACGGGGAGCUUCAUCGGCAGCAUCGACGAGACCGCCGAGGUGCUCCAGUUCUGCGUCGACAAGGGGCUCACCUCCCAGAUCGAGGUGGUCAAGAUGGGGUACGUGAACGAGGCGCUGGAGCGGCUCGAGCGCAACGACGUCCGCUACCGCUUCGUCGUCGACGUCGCCGGCAGCAACGUCGAGGAGGAUGCCGCUGAUGCGCCGAGCAACUGACGGCGUGCAACGUUCGUUCGGGGCUCGAGGCUGCCUGCGCUUCUGCUUCCUUUAGUAAUUGUGGGCUUUGUGCGUUCUUGCCGUGUUCUGUUCUGGUUCUGGGCUUUCAGAUGAGUUGAAGGAUGGUCUGUUUAAAUGGCAUCAGACUGAAUAACUAUAUGUUGUAGUAGUACGUGUUAUACUCGGAGUACGCCACGAUAUGGUGUGGUGUCAGUGUCACCAGCAUUCUGGAUUUGCAGUUUACCCAAAUGUUUCUGGU